This is a messenger RNA of Geosmithia morbida, 1761 nucleotides long. Its product is annotated as tRNA-dihydrouridine synthase 1. Gene Ontology annotation, molecular function: tRNA dihydrouridine synthase activity; flavin adenine dinucleotide binding. Gene Ontology annotation, biological process: tRNA processing. The record is from RefSeq and is a predicted model, not a curated record. NCBI's taxonomy places the organism in Eukaryota, Fungi, Ascomycota, Sordariomycetes, Hypocreales, Bionectriaceae. The transcript is spliced from 2 exons. Bases 1 to 1761 code for a protein of 586 amino acids.
AUGGGGGACUUCGGGGCCGAAGUCAAGGCUCAGCCCGAGGUCAAGGGGACCACGUUGGAGGGGAAAAAGACUAAACUUCACGGAAGGGCCUUUUACGAGAGUAUCGGGAGUCCAAAGUAUAUUGUUGCGCCUAUGGUGGAUCAGUCCGAAUUUGCCUGGAGGAUGCUCACUCGGUCCUUCCACCCGAAAGAGGAGCAGUCGAAACUACUGGCUUACACGCCCAUGUUUCACGCGCGGCUCUUUGCGGAGGAGGAAAAGUAUCGACGGAGCCAUCUGCAGGCCACGCGGGCCGCGGCCGGGACGACGACCGAAGAGAAGAAGAAGACGGAGAAGAAGGAGAAGGGAGACGAGAGCGAGAAGGGAGACGAGGGAGGCGAGGAGCGCGAAGGAGAACAGCUCUGGCUAGAUGGCAACCCGGCCAUGGACCGACCACUAUUCGUCCAAUUCUGCGCCAACUCACCGGACCACCUCCUCGCGGCGGCGCGGCGCGCGGCCCCGUACUGCGACGCCGUGGAUCUGAACCUGGGGUGCCCGCAGGGGAUAGCGCGCAAGGGUCACUACGGCUCGUUCCUGCAGGAGGAUCAGGACCUGAUCUGCCGGCUGAUCGGCCGGCUGCACGCGGAGCUGGACGUGCCGGUGACGGCCAAGAUACGCGUGCUGGACACGCCCGAGGCGACGCUGGCGUAUGCCCGGCGGGUCCUGGGUGCGGGCGCGUCGAUCCUGACGGUGCACGGGCGGCAGCGCGAGCAAAAGGGCCACCUGACGGGGUUGGCGGACUGGCAGGUCAUCCGGCACCUGCGCGACAACCUGCCGCCCGACACCGUCCUCUUCGCCAACGGCAACGUCCUGCAGCACGGCGACGUGCAGCGGUGCCUCGACGCCACGGGGGCCGACGCCGUCAUGAGCGCCGAGGGGAACCUGAGCGACCCGGCCAUCUUUGCCGCCGAGCCCGCACCCGGUGACCACCCGCGAGAGUACUGGCGCGCGGUCGGCAGCGCCGACGCUGACGGCAACGAGAGCAAGAGCAAGCCCGUCUUGUCCGGCUGGAGGGUCGACGCCGUCAUGAGGCGCUACCUGGACAUAUUGCACAGAUACGUCGACGACGAGGAGCCACCCACCCGCAGACCACUAUUCGUACCCGGCGAUGAUGAGACAUGGCUGCUCGAACCUCCACAACAACAACAGCAGCAACAACAACAACAACAACAACAACAACAACAACAACAACAACCACAGCAGCAACAACCACAAGGACAACAAGAACAAGCAAGCGAAGAGCGUCCCAGCAAGAGGCGCAAAACCAGCGACCAGCAGCAGAAGAAAUCCACCAAGAAACGCGGCAGCGACGCAACCUCCAACCCCAACAUGUCAGCCGUGCAGGCCCACCUCUUCCACCUCCUUCGGCACCUGGUAUCGCGCCACACCGACGUGCGCGACAUGCUGGCCCGCAGUUCCCGCGACGGCCUGCCGGGGUACGAGCGCGUCCUGUCGGCCGUGGAGGCCAAGGUAGCCCAGGGCCUGAUUGACUACGACAGGACGCGCGGCCGGAGCUGGGACGACGAGGUGGCGGGGCUGUACGCCCGGCCGGACGCUCCGGAGCACGAGAGCUCCGUCGCCGCCCUCAAGAGGUGCGCGAGGCCCUGGUGGGUCGUGCAACCCAUCAUACGGCCCAUGCCGGCCGAGGCCCUGGCCAAGGGUGCCGUCAAGCUGAGCAAGAAGGAUGCCGAGAAGCUGAAGCAGAGGAGGGAUGGGAAGGAGUAG